Molecule: messenger RNA, 2586 nt
Organism: Pungitius pungitius (ninespine stickleback)
Lineage: Eukaryota; Metazoa; Chordata; Actinopteri; Perciformes; Gasterosteidae
Product: zinc finger protein 501-like
Exons: 3
Coding region: 855-2066 (403 amino acids)
Biological process (GO): regulation of transcription by RNA polymerase II
Molecular function (GO): RNA polymerase II cis-regulatory region sequence-specific DNA binding; DNA-binding transcription factor activity
Source: RefSeq, a predicted model, not a curated record
GUGAGGAAAUAGUCUGAGCAAUUUUUCCGAUUAAAAAGACUAAACUAAAUAUAAUGUAGAGUAGGAGGAAGACAUCAACCAAAUACUUGUGUUGUGGGAUAAUAUUCCCACAAACACUAAGGUGUAACUUACAAGUUAGAAUCAAUGUCAUCAAAACUUUAUCCAUAAUUUACCUCAGAACAGAACCUCCAGAGUACACUGUUAUACUGACAACACAACUCUUCAACUUGACUGUCUCAUGUCAUGUUCAUAGACACAGAUAUUUACUUUUGAGAGAUGAACUAAGGAUUUUGUGGCUGGCUUUUGCAGGUAAUCUAUGGUGUUUUUCUAUUUGUACGAAUUGUUUUGAAAAACACUCAUACUAUUCAGCAAAUGUCGGGGAGGAUUUGAGAAAUGUACCAAAGCAACUGAGAAAAACAAACUAGUCAGUAAAGCAGCCAAAGAGUAUGGUUUAAAGGCUUUACAGUGUGGUCUUUCUCCUUGGGAAUUACUAUUGUAUUUGUUGUAAAUCUAUGUUGAUAUAUUUAUGUUCAUGGGAAGCUUUACCUGUAGGGACUUAAGGGUUUCUGAGUGGGGGGAACCUGGGGCAGGUAUUGAGGGAUUUAGGCAGGAGUUCAAAGGGGUUGAAAAAAGAGUUACAGUUAUGAACAGUUUCUUCUCACGUCUCAUGUUUAUUUAAAAAUACAACUAAGAAAAAGAAGACUGCUAAACCCUAUGGCUAAACCUGCAACCACAGUAAGAAGCGGAACGUUAAUGUGACUGAGGUCUGCAGUCGGAACUUUAUAGUGUGACACUCAUCCGUUGCUCGGUCUUGUGUCAGUGCAGGUAAUUAUUUCCUCGGUAACCAAGCAACAAUGUCUUCAGUGGAGAAUUUGAGAGAGUUUGUCAACGAGCGACUAUCUGCUGCUGCUGAGGAAAUAUUCGGAGUUUUUAAAAGAACCGUCGUCGAGUAUCAGGAAAAGAUCGACCGGCAGCGCAGACUGUUGGAUGUUUUUUGGAAACCCGAAGUAAGGUUACACAGGAUAGAGCUCCCACAGUCACGUGUCUGUAAGGAGGAGGAGGAGGAGGAGGAGGAGGCUCCCUCUGACCAGGAGCUCUGUCUCCAGGAGAGGAAGCCCAGUGUGGACCAAGAGGACCCAUAUCCUCCACAGAUUAAAGAGGAACAGGAGGAACUCUGCAGCAGUCCAGAGGGAGAGCAGCUUGCACCGAAGCAGGAGGCCUUUACGUUGACUCCUACUUGUGACGAAAGAGGACACGUUGAAAGCACCACUGUAGUUGAACUAAACAAUGACCACCAGCUUUUCCCUCACAACUCUCAUGAAUCUGAUAGCCAAGAUCAGAAAGGAGUAAAACUUAGUUCAACAGCAAAUAAGGAGUCAGCUCCUCUGGGUGAGAAGCCGUUUUUGUGCAGAGAUUGUGGGAAAUACUUUCAACUUAAAAAGAGCUUGUUGGCCCACGUGAGUACAGCCCACAGAGUUGAUCAACCAUAUGUAUGCAACACCUGUGGGAGAAAAUUCAUUCAUAAAUCAGCAUUAAAGACUCAUAAAAGACUCCAUACUGGGGAGAAGCCAUAUUCCUGCAUCACCUGUGGAAAGUCAUUCAUCAAUAAAUCAUACUUGAAUAGUCAUAUGAUAAUCCAUAGUGAGGAGAAGCCAUAUUCCUGCAUCACUUGUGGAAAAACAUUUAAUCACAAUUCACAUUUGAAUCGUCAUAUAAGAAUCCAUACUGGGGAGAAGCCAUAUUCCUGCAGCAUCUGUGGGAAAACCUUCAAUGAGACAUCAAAUUUAAAUCGUCAUAUAAGAAUCCAUGUUCAGGAGAAGCCUUAUUCUUGCACCAUCUGUUGGAAAAGAUUCACUCACAAAUCACAGUUGGAGUCUCAUAUAACAAUCCAUAGUGAGGAGCCAUAUGCCUGCAUCAGCUGUGGAAAAACAUUCACUCAAAAAUCACAUUUGAAUUCUCAUAAAAAAAUCCAUAUUGGAGAGAAGCCACAUUCUUGCAUCACCUGUCAGAGAUCAUUCAUGCACAAAACACAUUUGGAGUCUCAUAUGAGAAUUCAUAGGAAAUAGCCAUAUUCUUGUAAAAAAUAUGUGAAAGAGGUUUCAGAAGUUCUAGUAACUACCUGUUUAAUCUUUACAUAAUUGUGUCACUUGUGCACAUCAAUGAAGCAGUUUAAUUUAUUUGAACAAGUUGCAAAUGACUACAUUUCUCCUCUGUUUACUACAUUAUUGCUUAUGUCAUGUUCUUUAUAAUGCAUUAUAAUGGAUCUCUGUUGAAUAGUAUCACCCUCAACACUUAGGCAGUAGUUCAUCGCAUAAAUCUUGUUGUCAUAUGCUAAGCAUAUUUCUAUGCACUAAGGCACAGAUUCUUUCCACGCUGCAUUGCAAGAGAAGAUAUUCGUUGUGAUGUGGAUGAAAAUCUGGCCCAACAGACAGGAAUGUCAUGAGGUGCAGGAAGACUGCAUUGUUAUUCCCACAGCAAUGAAUAUACAGCUUUCCUUAAGGAGAUUAUCUUCUGUUCACAUUUUACUUUUUUUCUUCCUUUAGUGACUUUUCCUUUUAAUAUCGCAAUAACAUGUCUUUAAAUAAA